This is a messenger RNA of Cyphellophora attinorum, 990 nucleotides long. Its product is annotated as putative endo-beta-1,4-glucanase D. Bases 1 to 990 code for a protein of 329 amino acids. NCBI's taxonomy places the organism in Eukaryota, Fungi, Ascomycota, Eurotiomycetes, Chaetothyriales, Cyphellophoraceae. The record is from RefSeq and is a predicted model, not a curated record. Gene Ontology annotation, cellular component: extracellular region. Gene Ontology annotation, biological process: carbohydrate metabolic process. The transcript is spliced from 2 exons. Gene Ontology annotation, molecular function: cellulose binding.
AUGAAGACCUUCACUGCUCUAUCAGCUCUCCUCACGGCCACUGGUCUGGCCCAGGCUCACUACACCUUCGACAGGUUGGCAGUCAACGGACAAACUGUUGGCAGCAGCUGGGAAUACAUCCGUGAAAACACCAGGCAGGAAAAGUACAUGCCUACCAAGUUCAAGAACACCAUCGGCAACGUCACACCCAACGACAACGACUUCCGCUGUAAUGAAGGUUCCUUCACCAACGCGGGCAAGACCAAGGUGUACGAGGUCGCCCCUGGCGAUGAGCUCUCCAUGAUACUUGCCUACGGUGCGAAGAUGGAGCAUCCUGGCCCUGCUCAGAUCUACAUGUCCAAGGCCCCUGGCUCCGUCACCUCGUAUCAAGGCGAGGGCGACUGGUUCAAGAUCAAGGAGGAAAUCGUCUGUGGUUCCACCGCCGAUGGCCUCCAGGACACUGACUGGUGCACCUGGGGCAAAGAUCGGCUGACCUUCAGCAUCCCUCAGGGCACACCCGCCGGCGAAUACCUCGUCCGCGCCGAGCAUGUCGGUCUUCACCGCGCCCACGUCGAUGAGACCGAAUUCUACUACGCUUGUGCCCAAGUCAAGGUCACUGGCAACGGCAGCGGCACGCCCAGCCCCGUCGUAAAGUUCCCUGGCGCGUACAAGGCUACCGACCCCGGUAUCUCGUUCAGCAUCUGGAACAACAAGCCCAAUUACCCUUACAACAUUGGCCCGGCGGUCUGGGCUGGUGGCGCUUCAACUGGUGGAACCACUCCCGCUAUCUCUGUUCCUGCCAGCGGUUCUGCGCCUGCCCCGACUACGCUGCAGACCUCAACCCGUCCUGCCACCUCAUCGGUUCAACCAGCUCCCACUAACGGUGGAAGUGCUCCUGCUGCUGCCGCCAAGUGGCAACAGUGUGGGGGCCAGGGAUUCACUGGCCCGACUACCUGCCAGAGUGGCUCGACUUGCAAGGUACAGAACCCGUGGUACUCGCAGUGUUUGUAA